UAGCAUCACUAAGCCGGGCUCCCUGUGAAAGCAAUAAAAACCUUUACGGACGUGCAUUGAGUGUGAGGGUGCGGUGUUAGAGCAUUCUCAUUGGAUGAUUAAUGAACUAGAUCGCUGAGAUUGGUUUAAAGGUUGUCGUCAAUUCAGUACCGUGACCUCAGCAUCACCGCACCACAGGGAUAUCACGCACCACAGGGAUGCUUGAGCUGUGUUCCAUCAGAUGGUAUGACAACUUUUCUAAGCAUUCGUCCAGUAUAGUUUCCAUAAUUCAUUUUAUUCUUUUGCGCAGUUCAACUAAACAAUAUAACAAUGUAUUUACUGCCUAUGUAUGGCACUAGCGUAAGGAGGGAGGCACGUUUCAUCCGAAAGUUUGCUUUAGGCAUGAAAUCGGUAAUUAAUCCAUACGGAUUUCAUGUGAAUUUGGCUUGUAAAUGGUGCAUUGCCCCCCUUCCCCCACCGCACCCUGAAUUCCAGUCCUCGCUACGCCCCUGGUGUAUGGCAAUGUAUGGCUAUGUAUAGCUAUGUAUGCCCAUGUAUGCCUAUGGGUAGCUAUGUAUGCCUAUAUAUACCUUAUGUAUGCCCAUGUAUAACUAUGUACAUCUAUGUACGGCUAUAUAAUAUGAUAACUAUGUAUGCUCAUGUAUUACUUACUAUACAUUGCUAUGUAGUAUGUAUGGCUAGAGACGUCCAUGUAAAUGUAAUGAUAAUCAAGCAUCGCUAUUGGCGUCUCAUAAGGCUACAGACGGCAGUGAAUGGCUAGCGCAAUACAAGACGAGCGUCCACACGGGCGACUAUAUGGUAUUCAGCCGACUCUUCAGCCAUGAAGUACCUUCCCGGGACCCAGUCUUUCUGGUCCACGUGUUAUGUUACUGAUGAUCACUGCGCAUGAAUAAAGUAAGAUUCAGCCAAUCAGCGUUAGCCGCGUGCAGACGGUGCCGGUAAAUGGACGAAAAUUCUUCACUAUUCUUUACACUAUUUUACCAACUGUGGACAGGGUUUUGACACUAAAAUAUAUCUACUCCUCAAAAUAGAGCAUCUUCAUAUAUUAGAUGAUUAGCACCAUGCCUUCUUGGAGGGCACCUACACUGAUGUCCUGUCUUACGACCCUAGUUAUACUAUUACAUGUUAUUAAUUUAUCAGAUGGCUUAGCUGUAAUGUCUGUAGAUCUUGGUAGUCAGUUUAUGAAAAUAGCUAUAGUCAAGCCUGGUGUUCCUAUGGAAAUAGCACUUAACAAAGAGUCCAGAAGGAAAACUCCAGUGGCUGUCUCCUUUAGGAAUGGCGAGCGUUUAUUUAGCGAUGGGGCUUUAGGAGUUUCUGUAAGUCAUCCACCCAUGUCUUAUAUUUACCUUCAAGAUGUAUUAGGCAAAAAAUUUGAUAACCCACAAGUGCAAUUGUAUAAAAAGAGGUUUCCAUGGUAUAAUAUGGAAGAAGACAAGGAAACAGGAACAGUUAUUUUCAACCAUAAAAGUGGUAAGAAGUUUUCGCCAGAAGAGUUGAUGGGAAUGAUUUUAAAUCAUUCUAGAGUGAUUGCUGAGGAGUUUGCAGAUCACCCAAUAAAAGACCUUAUCAUCACUGUACCUCCAUUCUUUAAUCAAGCCGAACGAAGAGCCUUAUUAAG
Molecule: messenger RNA, 1618 nt
Organism: Actinia tenebrosa (Australian red waratah sea anemone)
Lineage: Eukaryota; Metazoa; Cnidaria; Anthozoa; Actiniaria; Actiniidae
Product: hypoxia up-regulated protein 1
Biological process (GO): endoplasmic reticulum unfolded protein response
Cellular component (GO): endoplasmic reticulum chaperone complex
Molecular function (GO): ATP-dependent protein folding chaperone; ATP binding
Source: RefSeq, a predicted model, not a curated record